This is a messenger RNA of Protopolystoma xenopodis, 420 nucleotides long. Lineage: Eukaryota; Metazoa; Platyhelminthes; Monogenea; Polystomatidea; Polystomatidae. The record is from the annotation of a GenBank genome assembly.
AUGGGCCAAGCUCUAGAACUCAAAGAGCAUCCUUUCUUUGAGGGCGUCGACUGGGAUGCUGUAUAUCAUCGACGCUACUCUCCACCUUUGGUGCCUCCUUAUGGAGAGGUUAACGCCGCCGAUGCCUUCGACAUUGGUUCUUUCGACGACGAUGAUACUCAGGGGAUCAAAACUGUCAAGCACCUGGGGACAUUAUCAGAUUCCACUUGUUUGUGGCUUCUAGCAUUGGCUCAUCUCUAUUCAGAGAAAAGUAAUCCAAAGCCAAUUCAACUAAGCAUCACAGCCUGCUCCUUUUGGAUGCGCUUCAUCUCUGUUUGGGAACUUCGCCUGUAUACAUUUAAUCACCCACAAGUUGGUGCUAGCCUUACCUUUAUUCUGCUUCUUCAGCUCUCAUUGAUGGUCGAUUGUAGCAACCUUUAG